AAUUUCACCUAGACUGGUAGAACCAAAGUUUCAGCUUUUAUGUAUCUGUAUAACUCGUAAAGGUACGACCAUUGUUAAAUAAAAUCUUUUUCACUGAUGAGGUCAUCACACUAAAUGAAUAUUUAAACUCGUUUAUCACAGUGCGGAACAGUAAGAAUCACUAAUAAACUGUUAUUAUUAAUUUUUAUGAGGAAUGUUUUUUCUAAAGUGAUUAUUAACUUUGUUCUGUUUGUUUUUUUAUUUAUUUAUUCGGAAUGAUUGCUAGUGACUAUGUCCUGGAGUUGUGUAACGUUUUUUAUUCCGGCCAGGUGGAAAAUGGCUCCUGCGUCCAACGGAUGAUAGGAAAUAUUAAAACGGGAGUUAUUCUUAAAGAUGUCUCGAUGGUUGUACACUCUGGUGAAGUAUUAGCUGUAUUGGGAUCCAAAGGUAGUGGAAAGAAAGCUCUGUUGGAUGUUAUAUCGCGCAGAGCGCAGGGUUCCAUUAGAGGACAGAUUCAUCUCAACAAUCAUCCAAUGAGCAUGUGCCUAUUUCAACAAAGAUGCGCUUAUGUUACUCAUAAAUGUGACUUUAUACCCGGCUUAACUGUGGAACAAACAUUCUAUUACACACCUACCAGGCUCUCUGGAUAUUUAAAAAAAGCUAAGGUGAAGCAGAUAAUGGCUGAUUUGGUCUUAUCACAAGUUUCUAGUAAAUGUGUAGAAGACUUGACGAAGAGUGAGUAUAGACGGCUGAUGAUUGGUAUCCAACUUAUAAAAGAACCAGUGGUUUUGCUGCUAGAUGAACCAACGUGGGAUUUGGAUCCACUAAACACUUACCUCAUCGUUUCUAUUCUUUCUAAUGCAGCUAAGAAAUAUGGAACAGCCAUAAUAUUAACAAUGGAAAAACCUCGUUCCGAUGUUUUUCCAUUUUUGGAACGAGUUUUAUAUUUGUGUCUAGGAGAUGUUGUUUACACGGGAGGAACUAGACAAAUGCUGGAAUAUUUCAAUGAAAUUGGUUUCCCUUGUCCUCAACUCGAGAAUCCUUUAAUGUACUAUCUUUGUCUUUCGACAGUCGACAGACGUUCUAGGGAACGAUUCGUUGAAAGCAACCACCAAAUCGCUGCACUUGUUGAGAAAUUCAAAAUUGAAGGGGGUAUGUUUCGCAAAGGAUCGGGUGUAAUUACUCCAAAUCAUAAUAUGGACCAUGGAAUGCACGGAAAUAAAGUAACCCUUCUUUACGGGCGACCUGGACAAUGUAUAACAGGGUGGACUAUUUAUACGAGACUGGUAACGGCUUCGUUGAGCUUCAGAAAAGCGGGCUUAAGACAAGCAUUCUUGAGAUUGUUAUUGCUGCCUUUAUAUUUCUUCUUUUUAUGGAUAUUCUAUAACGAAAUGAAAACUUGGCAACACACGUUUAUUUCGAGAAGUGGGUUAAUAUUGAACUGUUUAUCUGCUGUGUAUUUUUGCGGUAUAGUAAAUACCGUUUUAAUGUAUCCUACAUACAGAACUCGCUAUUACCAAGAAACUCAGGAGGGUUUAUAUGGAGGCACCUUAUUCCUUUUCACUUAUAAUUUAGUGUCACUUCCAUUCUCGUUUAUUUCCACGAUUUUAGCAACUUUAAUAAUAUUUCCGUUACUAGGAGAUUUCGAGAAUCCUUUGGACUAUGUCUGCUUCACUCUUGUACUAUGGGCAUGUUAUACUUUCACGGAACAACAAACGAUGGCGAUUCUAAUGAUAGUCAAAGAUAACGUCAAAGCCGCUAUUUUCAGUAUCUAUAUAACAGUUGUGUGUCUGACUCUAAGUAGCGGAAUUUUACGAUCUAUUAAAGGUUUACAAGAUUGGCUCUAUUAUCUAACAUACGCUACUCAAACUCGUUACGCCGCAGCGUUUCUAAACAGAAAAGUCUUCACCCGACCAUCACUCAGUCAAAUGCUACCGUUUGAUCCACAACAUAACUGCACUAAUAUUUACGAAACGUCUCUUUUACACGGAGGGAGCAAUCAUUUUUGCAGAUACACCAACGGACAGAGUUUUUUGACGGAAAGAUACAGUAGGGAUCCCACGGAUGUUAUUUUCAGUGGAAUAUUAGAAGAGGAUUUGAAUAUCGGUGUAACUUGUGCUUUCGCUUUGGGCAUGAUUAUUUUCAACUUAUUCUUGUAUUUGAUACCGUUGCCUUCGUUCGUCAAAGCCAAGUUUAGGGAAUAGCUCAAGAAAUAUGACUCAAAUCGCAUUCGAAAGACUCUAGUAAAAAAUCUGUAGCUUCCAUUUUAUUUUUCUGAUUUCAGCAUACCAAAAUCAUUAGUCUCAGCUUUAUAAUGAGUGGUAUAUGUUGUUAUGAAGUUAUUUUUUUUGUUAAAGAAAAAAUAUCGAACGAAAAAGUGUUAUAAUUAACAGUGAAGAAAAUACAAGCUUAUAUUCGUCAAAA
Diorhabda carinulata is the source of this 2403-nucleotide messenger RNA. RefSeq names its product ATP-binding cassette sub-family G member 5. The coding region runs from base 255 to 2183 and encodes 642 amino acids. Lineage: Eukaryota; Metazoa; Arthropoda; Insecta; Coleoptera; Chrysomelidae. The transcript has 11 exons. Gene Ontology annotation, molecular function: ATP binding; ATP hydrolysis activity; ABC-type transporter activity. Gene Ontology annotation, cellular component: plasma membrane. The record is from RefSeq and is a predicted model, not a curated record.